This is a messenger RNA of Lactuca virosa, 714 nucleotides long. The record is from the annotation of a GenBank genome assembly. NCBI's taxonomy places the organism in Eukaryota, Viridiplantae, Streptophyta, Magnoliopsida, Asterales, Asteraceae.
AUGGUUUCGGAUGACCCAGGUAGGAGAUAUGGUGUUCAAGAUCCAAAUAAUAAAAACAAUUUUACGUGCUCUUUUUGUGGACAAGUUACGAAAGGAGGAGUAUACCGCCUCAAAAUACACCUAAUUGGUGGUCAUAAAGACGCAAAGAAAUGCCCAAAUUGUCCGGAGCAUGUUCGAGAAGAACUUAGGGCAUACAUGCAAAAGAAGGGUGAAAUAAAGGCACAACAACAUAUGGAAGCAAAUUUUCGGAUGCAACAACAAGCUUAUGGAUAUGAGGGCAUUGAAAAUGAGGAGGAAGAUGUUAUUGAAGUAGGCGGUAGUAGCAAGAUGCCCCCUCCCAAAAAACCAAGAACAAAAGGCCAAAUUGACAUGUACUAUACUCCUAACCCACAAGACGCGAUGAAAGGUAAGAAGAAGGAUGGGAAACAACAAACCAUCAAUGAAGUUUGUCGAAAGGACCUUAGAGAUAAAGUUUGUCGUCACAUUGGGAGAUGGUUUUUCGAUGCGGGCAUUCCUUUCAAUGCCGAUACGUAUGAUAGCUUCAAAAUUAUGAUUGAAGCUAUUGGACAAUUUGGUCCUGGGUUGAAACCGCUAUCUAUGUAUGAGUUAAGAGUGCCUAUACUGAAUAACGAAGUAAAAGAUGUUCAAAAACAGCUUUUGGAACAUGAAGAAGAAUGGGCUGAAAAAGGUUGUUCUAUAUUAUCCGAUGGAUGA